CAACUAUGAAUUAUGAUUUUGUUUUGGUUUCGUUCCACGUGCAUUCGUUAAACAUAUAUAAGACUUGUUGAUUUAAUUAAAAGUUCAAUGAUUACGUUUUCUUUUGUAAGAAGUACUUAAUGCCUUAAGUUGUGAAAAAUGUUGGAAUCAAAUUCUACAAAUAUUUUGCAACUUGAGGUGUUAGUUAACGACUUAAGUGAAGAUGAGCUUAAAUCUGCCUUAUUUCUUCUGCAAGAUUAUUUCAAAGAUGAUUAUCUAGCAGUGGUGAAAAAGGAUCCUUCAAUGCAAAAAGAAAUCCUUAAAAAUCUGUGUGUAAAAAAAAAUGAGAAGCUGUUUUUUGAGGAACUCUUUGGAACUAUUGGACGAUUUGAUAUAUUAAGACAUUUAGGAAGCUGCUGUCAUGUCUUCAAAUGCAAAAAAAAUGAGUACAAAAGUAUAAGGCAACUAUGGAAGUCAUUGUUCGAAAUAUGUGAACAGUUGGAGGAUGAAGAUUUAAAGUCCUUAAAAGAACAAUUUCUUGAAAAAAGCUUUUGGGAAGAUGUAAAUUGUGCAGAGGAGUUUUUUAGUUUAACCUUUAAACAAAAAAAAAUUUCGGAAAGAAAUUUAAAUUCUUUGCGGAAUGCCUUUUCUGACAAAACAGUUUGUUUAAAGAUAAUUGAAAGCUAUGAAGAAGCAACAAACUAUUACUCUAUUAGACAACCUACAGAAACUUCGCCUUGUGGGAUAGCAGUAAUAAUCAAUCAUGAGAACUUUAGCAAUGAAGAUCAAAGUUUGCCCCACUUAGAAAAAAGAGAAGGAAGCAAAAUAGAUACUGAAAAGCUGCAAAAUUUAUGGAAAUGCUUUGGUUUUAAAGUAAGAGUUUACCAAGAUUUGGAUGACAAUGCAGUGCUCAAUAUCAUGGAUGAACUUUGUUGUGAAGAUCAUUCAACAUAUGAUGCUUUCAUAAUGUGUUACUUAUCACAUGGUAGUGAAAAAACAGUUUUUGCUUCAAACAAUAAAGAAAUCAAAAUUGACCUUCUCAUUGACAAAAUAGCUAACAAAACACCUACACUUAAUGGAAAACCAAAAUGUUUUUUUAUUCAAGCUUGCCAAGGAGAAAAUAUUCAAACUGCUGGAUGCUUAAAACCUCUUAAAACAGGAGACUCAGAAUCUACAGAUGCUCGGCCUCUGGAUAUUCAAAGAAAAGUGUCUGAGCUACACUUGUGUUCCCCUUUGUAUUGUGAUGUAUAUCAAGUUAUUGCAACUAUUCCAGGAUUUGUUUCUUUUCGCACACUUGAAUCUGGAAGCUGGUUCAUAUCAGAACUUUAUGAAAUAAUGAUGGAGUUGGGGGAUGCUCGAACAAUAACUCAUAUUAUAACUAAAGUAACUGAGAGAGUUACUAGUAAAAGAGGAAAUUGGCAAAACAAGAUGAAAUGUGCACAGACUCCUAUUAAUAGCUCUACAUUAUGUCGGGAAUUAAAAUUUAAGAAAAUUAAAACCUAAAUGUUUUGCUAAAACUAUAUUAAAUUUAGAAAAGUAAGAAAUAAUCCGGGAAAUUAAAUUGUACUCCAUUGCAAAAAAGGUAUGCUCAAUGAAAAAUUGCAUCACUUCUGUGAAAUGGGGCAGAUGCAUAUUCAUACCUUAGAGCAGGAAUUAAUAAAUGGAGGGAGAAAGUCCAAUAGUUGGCUUAGCAAGAGCUGAGGCAGAGACCCCAAGUCACAUGAUUCAACAAGGCCAAAUGGUUGACACAUUUUUGCAUAAAACUAGCAGAAGAAGCCUAAUUUCUUCCAAUGCUUUUCUUUAAAACAUGUCACUUGUCUUGGACUCUUUGCUUCACGAAUGCAAGUCCUCCAUUUUAUCUCUUCUCAAUGAUACAUACCUGCCAGAUUUUACAGAUUAGACAAAUAAUUUACAGUUUUAAGAUGUUUUAACACUCUUAAUUUUAGCUUUGUACAGCUGUCCUCAUUAUUUGUAUCAUAAUUACGAAUCUUUGUAAAUACUGUAAAAUUAAUUUUCAUUUGAAGUGUUUUGCUACAAAGAAGUUUUUUUUGACUGGAUUUUAUAAGUUUCCAAUAUUAUUUAACUUUUUUAAUAAAGAAGUUAAUAAUUUCUUUCUGUAAUGAUAUCAAUAAACAUAGGUGGCUUGUACGGGGGGGGGGGGGGGGGGGCAGGGGGAGGCAACUGCCCCCUCAUUUCCAACAGUAAAAGGGCUCAGAGUUAAAAUUAAUGAUCGAUUGAAAAAUAAAUUUUAUAGGGUAAAUUGAUUUAUUUUACGAAACUGAAGACUAAAAAUUCCAAAUAAAUUAACUUUUUGCUCUUAGUUUGUAAGAAUUGAACUUUGAAUUGGAUGAGGAAUGUCUAGGUGGGUCUUUAUUUUUGGUAUCAUACUCCCCACUUUUUGGAGUUUUUUUUAUCAAUAAUAUUAAAAGUCAGUAAUAUAGCCCAAUUUUACGAAAAAAAAAAUUAGCUUUAGUGGCCAUGCCCCCCGAACCCCCACACUUCUUUUGACUCUCACACUUUUCUGGUGCACCAGCUGCCUAUGUCAAUAAACCACUGUUGUAUGUAGUUUUUGUUUUAAAUGUGCUUAACCAUACUCUUAACCAGGGGUCUCCAACCUUUUUCACUCGUGGGCCACAUUGCAAAUUUUUGGAGGUGAGGCAGGCCAGUCCAACAAUAUAGCUCAGAUGGUCUAUUUAGGGCCCAGUCGUCCCGUCUCCCCCCCCCCCCACCACCACCACCAUCCAUCAUGAAUAUAUACAUAUAUAUAUUUUAAAUAAGCUCUGGGCUUGCUUCUAAGUUAUCAUAUUUCCUUUUCCAUAUAUGCUGUUAGCUAAAUGAAAUUAUAUUUCUAGUUCCCAUAAAGCUCUUAUAAUAUAACGAUAGGGAAUCUUGUAAAAUUUAGAAUAGUUCAGAAAACUGUAAUAAAAAGUAUUCUUUGUCACAAAGUAAAAUGAAAUGUUUUUUUUAUUUAUUUAUUUAUUUUUUUUUUAAGGCUGCUAUUGCAAUGUAUUACAAAUUUAUUUCAUUGAAUUAAUGAUGAUUAAAAACUUGGAAAUAAAUGAGAACACAACAUGCGUAAAGCUUUUAAAAAAUUUUAAAAAGAUGAAAUAUUAAUGAGAAGAUUGCAUUUGUUUACCAUUUAAAAUUUCACUCCAUUCAGGGACAAACUUCGUACUUCCAUCAUUAAGAGUGAUUUUAAAUGUUCAUCUGAUAAAGAAGAUCUGUACUUAGAUUUAAUAUACUUCAAUUUUGAAAACGUCUGUUCACACUUGUAGGUGGAUGCAGAAAGAGAAAACAUCGCUCUAGCAUGAUUUUUUAAGUUCUUAAAGAAUUUUUCUGGUAGAGAACUAUAAAAUGGAAGUAGGUAAAAUUUAGAAAAAAGAGCCAAACCGCUUUGUGGUAUUAACAAAAAAAAAAAAAAAGCCAAACCUGAGUGAAAAUCGUCCUCUCUUCUAGAUAGAAUUCUUAAGGGUUUGGGAAUUCACUUUCCCAUAUUUCUUAGCUAAAAAAAAGUCAUUUGCAUAAAAGAACAAAAUGAUGAAAAUGAAAAACGAAGAGAUUAAUCUACAAUGGUUGAUAUUCUGUUUAAAACGCUAUUUUUGGGAGACUUUCGAUUUCUGUUAUGAAGUUUUUUUGCAAAAUUCAGAAUCUAGCAUUAAAGUUUGGUAACAAACAUUAAAAUCUGGUGUCAGCCUCCCUCUCAGGCUGAGCUGACUACUAAUGAAUCUCAUGAAAACAGGAGUGAGCGCGGUCAGGAAAUGCCAGGGGACUAGGGGGAGGAUGUGGCCCGGAGAAAAGAUAUUUGUUCUUGGAAAGAGCAAAAAAAAAGGUGGGUUCUGCACUUGUAGUUAACAGUAAAAAAUGAUUUAAAUUAAGGGUAAAAUUUUUUAAUUAUUUGUAAUUAAAAAUAAUACCUCAAUUAUAUUUCCAACGAGGCUGUCUCUGUUCCGAGAAAAUAAAAAGUUUGGAACCUUCCUGCGGGCCGGACAAAAUCUGUUUGCGAAUAUCAGGUUGUAGAGCCGUGCCAAUCUGCCCCCUCCUUUUUUUAAAUUAAACAUUUAUAUGACUAUAUAACAUCAGUUUUUUUGCAUUGGUAUUUUGUAAAAUAUUUUUUGCAAAUUCAUGUGUCAAAGACAAAUAAAAAUUAUUGAGUUAUUGUCAUGUGCAUUGAUAUUUUUCAAUCACAGUAUUGAAGACUUUGAUGCAGUAAUGGCAUUCACAAUGAAGUUUUACUGUGCCUAUUUCCAACGUUAACAAGUAUGCAUAAUGUUUGCUGAAAUUAACACAUGCUUAUAAAUUCAAAUAAGUGCAUGUUGUUGAUAAAAUAAAGCAAUUUUGUCUUUAGU
Molecule: messenger RNA, 4325 nt
Organism: Uloborus diversus
Lineage: Eukaryota; Metazoa; Arthropoda; Arachnida; Araneae; Uloboridae
Product: caspase-1-like
Exons: 8
Coding region: 139-1482 (447 amino acids)
Biological process (GO): apoptotic process; proteolysis; regulation of apoptotic process
Cellular component (GO): cytoplasm
Molecular function (GO): protein binding
Source: RefSeq, a predicted model, not a curated record